AUGAAUAAAAAAACAAAUUUAGGGAAACGGGAGUUAGAAGAUAUCAUGAACAACCUGUCAGAUUUAUCCGAUCUUGACUCAGAUGAUGAUGCCUAUUACCAAACAGCCCCUGUAACCAGCCCGGCAGAUUACCAGAAUGAGUCUCAAGAUGUUAUUGUUGAAAGGCGUCUUGAAGAGUUGUUUGGUGUAUCUGAUAACUUGGAAGAAACUAUUGAAAGCCAAGAAAUAUAUUCAGUAGAAGCACUCACAGAUAUUUUAGAAAUAAAUAGUCCUAGACCUAUUGGUAGUGUGGGUGAGACAACAGGACAAUAUGAUGUUCUCCCAACAGAGGAAAAUAUUGCAACUUAUGAAGAAAGCUUUGUUAUGGAUUGCAACCAACGAGAAACUGAAAUAGAGCAAUGCUUAGAUGAUAUCCGUGAAGAACACUCCCACUAUACUCCAAUAUCUACAGAUGACUUAAGUGCAAGACCUUCAAGCAGUAAUGUUAUUGUAACAGAACCGGAUCGUCGCUCAAGAUCAAGCAGAACUAUGAAUACAGUAAGACAACCAAGGGAGUGGAAAAUUGAAACAGAGAUACACAAUGUUCCUGAAUUUACCAAUUCAAUUCAACCACAAUCAACAUAUAGUCAUAAAACGCAGCCUAUCGAUGUUUUUCAAAACUUUUUCCCAGAAUAUUUAGUACAAGUUCUAGUGGAACAAACAAAUAGAUAUGCGGUUCAGAAUAAAAGCAAUAAUUUUACACCAGUACUAUCAGAGGAAAUGAAAGCUUACCUUGGAAUAUUAAUAAUGAUAGGGUUAAACCCAUUGCCUGAUAUGGAGCUAUAUUGGUCUAAUGACCCUUUUUACAAUAAUGCAGAAAUUUCAAAAAUUAUGCCUAUCAAAAGAUUUAAAAAAAUAAUUGAAAAUUUACACAUAAAUGACAAUGAAAAAGAACCAAAUAGGAACUCACCGGAAUACGAUAAAAUGUACAAGUUGAGACCAAUGAUUCAAGAGCUUAAUAAAUUGUUCCAGCAGGAAACAGGUAAUUCAAGUAAACAAUCAAUAGAUGAAUGCAUGGUGAAGUUUAAAGGAAGAUCAUCUUUAAAGCAGUAUAUGCCAAAGAAGCCAAUCAAGCGUGGCUUCAAAAUCUGGGCACGUUGUGAUUCUGUAACCGGCUAUCUGUACCAGUUCGAAAUUUAUACCGGGAAAGGAGACAGUAUGGAAGACGAGGGACUGGGGUACAAUGUGGUUAAAAAGCUGUCAGCCGGCCUUCCUGAGAACACUCUGAUAGCGUUUGAUAACUUUUUCACUAGCUGUAACCUAAUGGAAGAUUUGUACUAA
Messenger RNA from Parnassius mnemosyne (clouded apollo), 1320 nucleotides. NCBI's taxonomy places the organism in Eukaryota, Metazoa, Arthropoda, Insecta, Lepidoptera, Papilionidae. The record is from the annotation of a GenBank genome assembly.